UGCAACUCAUCUCUCUGUCUCACUUUAUUCUCUAUCCGUGCAGUCAGCGAUGUAGGGGCGCGUCCAACCUGCGUGCACCUGUGACCCAGUGCGCGUUUGCAGCGAGCUGCAGCCGCUACAAGCUGCUAUAUGUCGUGCGUCCAGAUAAGAACUCAUACUUGUGUACGCAUGUAGAUGCGUGUACUACGUGUACCGCAAGCUCCCACGAUCGAGAGUCAUCGAUAAACCCGUGAACUUGAGUGGAGUGCAGCGGAGCUCCCAGUGAACGAGUCGAAACGAGUUUACCUCACAGGACACCAUGAACGUUGCGUCGCAGAGGUUAGGAUGCGCCGCGUCGCGAGGGCCCCGCCGACGUUCGAGGAAAUGAGGCGAGGUUAACUCUACAAAAGCACUCUACUAACGCUUUCACGCCGCUUCCGCUUGCACUCGCAAAUCAUGUGAAGAGGCGCCGAGAGACUGGCAGCAACGUCCACGCGAAUAUUCGGACAUUGAAAGCGAAGAGAGGUUAAGAUGUGACUCGUUUCGUUCGUGCCGUAACACUGCCGACGCGGUGCGUCGUUGCGAUUGACUUUUGCGGUUUUUCACGGUAAUUAUUGAAGAAUUCCGGCCAUUUUUUGAGGUUAUUAUUAAAGAACUCUGAGAAAAAGCUGUUACGUCGGCUUAAAGCAGUUAAUCAUGGUUAAUUGAGACAGGAACAAUUAGUUCACGUGCGGUUUCUCGACUACGAUGUGAAACACAACCUCAACGGUUCUUUGCAGUGCAACAGGUGACGAGAUGAGAAAUUGCGCUUUUUGGUAAAGUACUUAAAGAUAUACUUAGGAAUUAGUGAUGAGUGAUCCAGGAAACGUGGGGUUUUUAAUGCAGAGAAUCGAACAUGGAAGGGUAAAUAAUUAGUGGAUACGUUUAUGUGUAAUAUCGGUAGAAGUUUUGGCUGGAUGUGCAUGAAGUCUCCUAAUUAUCAUCAUAAUGCGAUGUUUAGAGAUUUCGUUUCGUUGACUUCACCCUUGACGCUUGUAUUUUUGGACCGAGGCUGUAUCUUGUUUUAAAUUUUCUCUCCAAAUCUGGAUUUUAUCAUAGAGUCAUAGUCGUUGUGAUAUGUAAUCAUAAGCGAAUGUGUUUUUAUAAAGUUUUUAAAUUUUCUUGGCAAAUCCAAGGUGCGUUGAACUUAAUUAUUCAAUGGAGAGGUGAAAUAAUUUGUGGACUACUUUCAUCUACGUACUUGCUAAAGAUGUAAAGCAGUUGAAUCGUAAAAUGUCUUACAUGCAGAAAGAGAAUGCUAGUAGAGUAAGUGCGAUAAAACAGAAAUUCGAGAUUAAUCCUGGGCAGAACUUGGCGGAAAGUCCUAGAGACUCGGAUGACAGCGACGAGAGAAAGGAGCACCUUCGAAGAUCUGUCAGUGCAUCGCCGGUUAAAAUUAGGAAAAGUCUUAAACUCAAUGUUUCGAGACAACUAUCGAAUCCUGGGAAAAAUAUCAAGAGGAGUCCUGCAUUCAGAUGCGACAAGUCGGCGAAAACGAAAAAUCUGCAUUCUCCGACAAAGGAAAAAGUUACGUCGAUCGUCGAUAAGAACGUCAAGCUAUUUGAAGAUAAACCCGAGUAUGGAAAAAUUGGCAAUGUCAAAAAGAAAAUAAGAGAUACGUCUAUGGAUAGAUUUGACAUCCUCUAUGAUGAUGACCCGUCUCGUACACUCGAUAUGGCGGUAGGCUUAAGAUUAAAUUUAAAAACCAUACCCAGCAGCGAGAGAGGGUAUGGAAAAUUAAAUAGAAGAUUGCUUCAUGAGCAUUCAAAAAACAUGCAAUUGCCUAACACUCAGUUAUCUCCGAUAAAAGACUCUGUAAGGACCACGGUAAUCUCCAGACAAAAAAACAUUUCCCCUAUAUAUAAAACAGAGGACGAAGUAGAUGCCAUAUGCGAACGUCUUUCACUGGAUGACGAAACUAUGAAUGUCACGAAUUGUGAAUCUCGUAAUUUAACACAAUUGAAUAAGUUUGUAAAAAACGGUGUCGAGUAUACCAGAGUGCUUAAAUCGAAGGGAAGAUUCAACGAUCUUGAUAAAACCAUUGUUUCGAAUAUCAGCCAAAGUUGUUCCGAAAACAAGAAAGAAGCCUUUAUGGAUAUUAGAGAGGAAUUAUCCAGGAGAAAAAAUCAGUCGUCUUUGAUACAUGUAUCGCAUGGAGGAGCCAUUCGCAAACAGAAUAUGUUCAAAGAUUCGUUGGACAAAAAUCAUAAAGAUGAUUCACCGAAGACAUCAUUUUCUGACAUCGAAGACGAGUCAGGUAUUCUGUCAGAUAAUCUACUAGCGGCGUUAAGAGCUCCGCUACCCAAAGGUCCUCCCCCUGAAAAGCCACCAAGAACGUUUGCUCAUCGGCCUAGUGAAAAUGUUCCAAAUGUUAGUCAACCUUUGUCGUUUACUCAGAAGAACGUGAACGAUGUCAAGGGAAAUUUAAAUCUUUCAACUUCUACGCUAAUACUGAACAGUGCUACCGCAGGUCUUCCAAACGACAGCAAGCAGAUUGUUAAUAGUUUUUUAAAUAGUAUAAAAAAAGUCACUGACGAUGAACUGUCGGAUGAAGAUGUAACGACACAUCCGAUGCGCAGUGAGACCGGGAGUCCUGGAAAUGGAUUCUCUUUUCAUACUCCCCGUCGAAGCGCCGAGAAUACGAGUUCGAUGGAGCCAAAGGACACUACAGAACGUAUUAAACAUGGUGCAUUAGAUAGUAAGAGUUAUUAUAGUGACAAAAUCACGGUUUCUGUGAAAUCGAGUCAAGAAUCUCACCCAAGAACCAGCCACUUUCCUAGGGAAGCCAAAUCCACUGAAGCAGACCGUAGAGAUUCUGCCUCCUCCGAAGAAGGGACUAGUGCUUCGUCAUCAGGUUUGCCUGACUCAACGCAAAAAUUAAAAGACUCUGUUAUCACCACUGGGAAUAUUGGGAAGUCUCGACCUGGAAGAGAUUCGAAGAAAAUGUUGGAAAAGUUAGAGAACGUCUUAAUUCAGCAUCAGAAGGCUCUUGGACCGAAGGUCAUCAUGGCUCGUACAGGUACAAAAUUAAAUUCUCAGUUGGAUUCAGAUUCUGAUUUUGAGUCACCGAAGAGAAGAGUGCCAUUCUCCGAAAGACUCUCCAGGACCUUGGAGGAGCCAAGAAGACUGGGGCCUCUGCCGAAGUCUCCCACCUCAGGCUGCAAGAAGAACUCGACAUUCGAUUGUCUGCCAUCUUUAAACUGUGCCAGUGCUGGUAUUUAUGAACAGAUAAAAAAUCCAGAUUUUAAAACUUACCUGCCGCAGCAGAAAAGUGCCACUCUUGACAGGCCGGAUAAUUAUUAUGCCAAGUCUGGGGACCUCAUGGCGAAUUCCCAUUUUUGUAUGGAGUCGACCAAGAAUGAAUUCUACGAGAAGCUUAACAUGAGUCCAGCAUCGAGAAGAUUGUCUGCUGAGUUGUCGACUUUCCUCGAUGGGAAGCGAAGGAGAUCGAACCCUUCGGAGCUGGAGGAGAGAGUCUACGCUGAACCUUUUGCCUUCGAUAAGAACUGUGGUGUAGAUAUCACUGGAUAUGGUAAACUGUCUCCCAGCCUUCGGAGCGACAUUCUUAAACAGGAUAAAUUCAAGAGCGAGAGGCAAGACAACGAGUUGCAUUACAUGUGCACGCCAAUAACUUCAACUCUCUCGAAGAUCGUCGAUAACGGCACGCAAAAUGGCAUCGUCGAGGCGACUUGCGGCCCGAAAAAGUCGAUCUUGAAAUCGCCUGGCCAUGUGCGGCCCUUCGUCGACAAAAUGAAUAAACAUAAGAUAGAGCAGCUGCUCGAUCAAGCAUUCGGACAGCUUGUGAUGGCUGGCACGGAAACUCCUGACUCGAACACCUCUUCGGACACUGAUUCUCUUGCUUCGACUUUGUCAUUCAACGAGGACUUCCCCACCUUCGAUGAGAAGCUCAAACUUUUUAAGGAACGAGAGAAUAUCCCCAAAUCGACGAAGGAGGAGCUUCAUCGAAGCUUGACAGAGAAGAGGAAGCAUUAUGUCCGAAGAGUGUCUCUGAGGUACUUCGAGAGACAGGAGAUCCCUGUAACGGACAGGAGGGAUAAGCUGUUCGAAGUCUGUCUUUUGGUGGAGCUGAAUCUCAGUACAAAACAGCCAUAUAUUAAGGAUAAAUAUCCUGCUUACGCGAAGGUACCUGCUUGGAUUGAAAAUUUCUGUUUCCCCGAUGCUUCCUGCUGGCAACCCUCGGAUUGUGAGCAGAAUCAACCUUACUCUCUGGUUCUGAUGGACGAAAGAGGGAAUCGAAGAUAUGGAUACUGUUGCCGUGUCAAACCAGAAGGAGGUCCUAUUUUGCCGCUGGCCUAUUGCCUCAUCACUCGAUAUCGAGCUGGUGGCUUUUAUUAUAAGGUUCUGCACGAGCUUGAGUCGAGGCAUGGAUUUCCUGAUAGGAAGAAGAAACACUUUAUAGAGGAUCUUUACAAUAGUCCAAUGCCACGUCCUGGGUAUAGUUUGGUACUUAAGGCGGAGGAACGAGAGGACGACUCUUCUGCGAGGAGACACAGCAGCAAUAACAAUGUUAUUACCAAGACAAUAACUUCGGAGGAGAAGGUCAUACAAUCGGUGCAUGACUCUAAUUAUGUUCUCGUUAACUCUGAAAGAUCUGAUACAGAGAAAUCUCUGGGAACUGUGUAUGACAUCGACUCGAAAGGUCAUGUGAUAUUAAGAUCGGGAGAUCAUAGAUUGGAAGAAAGAGAUAUGAGCCAGCUGUUCGAUGCAGUGUCCACGAAAGUGUUGAUAGUCUUGUUCGGCAGCCUUUUGUUGGAGCGCAAAGUCGUCCUGUUAAGCAGUAGUUUAAGUAAACUGUCGUCUUGUGUUGAGGCAUUACAAAGUCUUCUAUAUCCAUUCGUAUGGCCGCAUACUUUUAUUCCAGUACUUCCUGACAUUCCUGGACUCUCGGAGAUCUUGCAAGCACCAUUGCCAUUUGUCAUCGGUCUUUUGAAGUUGAAAGGGAAUGUAGGAAUUGAAGUAAGCGCUGUAGAGGAUGGUAUUGUCGUUGACAUUGACGCGUCCAAAAUUAUCCACGCAGUUGGAGAUGAAUCUUCGAUAUUGCCAUCCAGACUUCAGAAAGGAUUGAAGUCUGCUUUACAAAUAGUAUCCGAUAAUACCUCAACGACUGAUGGGGUCCGAAACUUCCUGGUCUCCGAAGCUUUUCUCAGGGUAUUCCUGGAAACUUGCGGACAUUGUCGCUCUCAUAUUGUUACGCAGCAGGAUGGCAAAGUAGUUUUUGAAAAAGAAUCGUUCGUAAAGGCCAUCUCAUCUAAAACUAUGAGAUAUUUUCUUGAAUGGUUCGUUGAGACUACUAUGUUCAGUAAAUUCAUUCAAGAUUAUAUUUUAAGAACGGAAGGACUGAUGACGAAUGACGAGGACACUAUUAAGUUAUUCGACGAUAGGGUUACAGAGUGUGAAAAAGCGGCUGACAAAAGCGCGAAUACCAAAAAGAUUAGUUGUAAGAAGAAAACUUUAGGUGAUCGAUUGAAAGACUUGACCAAUUUCAACUCAUAGAAUCCACUGUGAACUCCAACCCAAGUUUCUCAAAAUGUGUUUGACAAUGUUUUAAUGAUAUUAACUGAUAGCAAGCGUACGAUAUUUGAGUUUUACAGUGGCAUCUUGUAGCUUUAACUAGAGGUAAACAUGAGGUAGAGUUCUUAAGCAUAGUCAAUUAUCUUUUUUAUGCCAGUGAUUAAUGUUUUACUUAACUACAAGUAUUAAACAAACUACCGACAAGUGUGUCGGAUAAGGCCGGAGUUAUUCCUCGUGAAACGAUAUUUUAUUAUAGCUUAAGUAUUUUCAUAGAAAAGGAUGGACCGAUGGAAGUUUGUGACGAACUUCUUUGUACAGAAAGUAUGUACAAUAUUGUUUUAUCCAGAACCCUUUAUUAUUGCCAUUGCUUGACUUAACUGUGAUUAUUUAUUUUCAUCGCUCUUCAUGACAUUGAAAACUGUAUUACCUGUUUAGGCAUGUUUGUGAAAUAAAAUUUGAGUACUAAGAGAAA
This is a messenger RNA of Orussus abietinus, 6022 nucleotides long. RefSeq lists its product as uncharacterized. Lineage: Eukaryota; Metazoa; Arthropoda; Insecta; Hymenoptera; Orussidae. Gene Ontology annotation, molecular function: guanyl-nucleotide exchange factor activity; phosphatidylinositol phosphate binding. Gene Ontology annotation, biological process: endocytic recycling; endocytosis. Gene Ontology annotation, cellular component: intracellular membrane-bounded organelle; cytosol. The transcript has 8 exons. The coding region runs from base 1252 to 5532 and encodes 1426 amino acids. The record is from RefSeq and is a predicted model, not a curated record.